GAAAUUGUGUAAUUCGUUUUUGGAACUAUUUUCUGUCGUGAUACUUCCGGUGUUGUAAGACACUUCCUGUCAAAUUUGUUGACGUACGUGACGAAAAUAGUAAACACUGCUCUAUAUUGGAUUAAAUUUGACGCUGCUCAAGAAAUAUUACAACUGUAAGACAUCAUCAUAAAGAAUAAUGUCAGUUAAAACUGGUCAGCCAUCAAUUGUUGAUGACUUCAUGUAUGGGAGCAAUGUGGCAACAGCACAUGUUUCAAUCAGGCUUGGCUUUCUACGAAAGGUGUAUGGAAUUGUGACAGCCCAGUUACUGUUGACAACACUGAUAAGCCUCUGCUGCUACAUUAAUGAAGACUUCAAUUUUUUCAUCGACAAAAAUCCUUGGAUAAUGUUGGUAGCAUUUAUUGGAACACUGGGCACCUUGUUCGCACUGAUGGUUAAACGACAGGAAACACCCACAAACUAUAUACUGCUGGCAGUUUUUACUGCAUUGGAAAGUCUCACUGUAGGAGUGGUUGUGGCCAGAUAUGACAAAAUGGUUGUCAUUGAGGCAUUAGCUCUCACUAUGGGAGUUACUGUAGCACUGACAGUGUACACACUACAGAGUAAACGAGAUUUCAGCUCAUGGGGAGCAGGAUUGUUUUCCUGUCUCUGGGUGUUGAUUUUGGUUAUGCUGAUUCAGAUAAUCAUCCCGUUAGAUAUCAUGGAUAGAGCAAUCUCUGCAGGUGGUGCCAUUUUGUUCUCUUUGUUUAUCGUGUUCGACACCCACAUGAUGAUGCACAAGCUUUCGGCGGAGGAAUACAUCAUGGCUGCCAUUAACUUGUAUCUCGACAUUCUCAACCUGUUUCUUCACAUCCUACGACUGCUCGGCGACCGCAAAAACUAACAGAAUCUCCUGAGCACCUUCGACUUCUGCAAUAAAAUCCUGACAACUGAAAGCUUAACUUCAUAUUUUUAGUAAACUAGUAAUAGAAAUAAUAGAUAUGCUUUUGAAAUUAACAUUUUGCCCAGGAAUUUAUGACUAAAUGCGAGAUAGAUCGUGGGCUGAGCGCGAAACUAUUGUAACUGUAUAUAAAUAAAGAACAAGAUACAAUAGUUUCGCGCUCAGCCCUCGAGAUGCACACAACAGUUUUUCUGAUGCAAAAUAUAUAUGCGACUUUAUCUAUUUUUCAAACAAGAAUUGGAAAUAUUAUCAAAAAGGGCUUAAUGAUGCACAAGUGUCAUUAGCUCACCUGUCACAUAGUGACAAGGUGAGCUUUUGUGAUCACCCUUCGUCCGGUGUCCGUCGUCCGUCGUCAGUCCGUCCGUGCGUCAACAAUUUCGUGUCUGCACGAUAGUGGUUUCAUUUAUGAUUUUAUUUUAACCAAACUUGCACACAACUUGUAUCACCAUGAGAUCUUGGUUCCUUUCUUGAACUGGCCAGAUCCCAUUAUGGGUUCCAGAGUUAUGGCCCCUGAAAGGGCCAGAAUUAGCUAUUUUGACCUUGUCUGCACAAUAGCAGCUUCAUUUAUGAUUUGAAUUUAAUCAAACUUACACAGAACUUGUGUCACCAUAAGAUCUUGGUUCCUUUCUUGAACCAGCCAGAUCCCAUUAUGGGUUCCAGAGUUAUGGCCCCUGAAAGGGCCAAAAUUAGUUAUUUUGACCUUGUCUGCACAAUAGCAGCUUCAUUUAUGAUUUGAUUUUAACCAAACUUGCACACAACUUGUAUCACCAUAAGAUCUUGGUUCCUUUCUUGAACUGGCAAGAUUCCUUCAUGGGUUCCAGAGUUAUGGCCCCUGAAAGGGCCAGAAUUAGCUAUUUUGACCUUGUCUGCACAGUAGCAGCUUCAUUUAUGAUUUGAAUUUAAUCAAACUUGCACAAAACUUGUGUCACCAUAAGAUCUCGGUUCCUUUCUUGAACCGGCCAGAUCCCAUAAUGGGUUCCAGAGUUAUGGCCCCUGAAAGGGCCAAAAUUAGCUAUUUUGACCUUGUCUGCACAAUAGCAGCUUCAUUUAUGAUUUGAUUUUAACCAAACUUGCACACAACUUGUAUCACCACAAGAUCUUGCUUACUUUCUUGAACUGGCCAGAUUCCAUCAUGGGUUCCGGAGUUAUGGCCCCUUAAAGGUCCAAAAUUGGCUGUUUUGGCUUUUGCAGCCAUAUAGAGACUUCAUUUAUGGUUUUAUUUGAUACAAACGUCCAAAAUGUCUUCAACAACAAUAAAUCUUGGAUUCCAUGACAAAUCAGAUCCAAUCGUAGGUUCCAGAGUUAUUUUAUAUCUGAUUACCUCCCCUGAUUGUAAUCAAAAUGGAUUUAUAUCAGUAAGUACUUAUAGGACGUAUUUGAAAUUUCAUUAUUGUUAUUAGUUGGAAUGAGACAAUCAGAGUAGAUAACUAUGGACUGAUUUUAUGUCAAAUUACCUCCCUUUAUUUCAAAUUAAAAUGGGUAUAUCUCCGUAACUAAUGAAGAUACUGAUCUGAAAUUUCAUUUAUAUCAACAGAUUUAUUUGGCAGAUCUUUCUUUUGUUCACUUACAAUAUAUAUUUUUUUUAAUUACUUCCCUUUUUCGUUACUAUAAAUAGCUUAUUUUUAGUAACUUUUUUAUUAUUGGCCGUAGGGAAAAACCGAGACCACUUUUCAGUGGUACAACAUGGAUGGUACCUCCAAUUUUUAGGUGUAUUUUGACACAUCUAUACCUUGUAAGAAUUUUUUUUUUCUUUUUGUUUAAAUUCUUCCCUUUGUUGUUCCUGUCCUUUGGAUUUAGAUAUUUUUUCUGAGGACCUUCUUGUCCUCAAGUGCAAUGAUAACAGGUGAGCGAUAUAGGGCCAUCAUGGCCCUCUUGUUUUGUAGAAGUCAUGUCAGUUUUGAAUUAAUACUUUAACAUAAAAUGCUUAUUAAGUACAUAGUGAUGGCUGGAAUACUUAAACAGGAUAAGAUAUUUUAUUUUGUUAUUUCACUGUGAUAUUUAAAAUAACUGUUUUAUGGGUAAUUUCUUUGGAAAAAUAUUUAGCAAUACAUCAGUGUAUUUUGCUUAUAAAAAUAGUACAUUUUAGCAAAGUAGGACUGAUUAUGUGUUAUAUUUGAUGUGAUUAGAUAUUUUGUUUUGCAGUUAUUUUAAUACUUCCUUCUUGCUUACAAUGUAACACAUUUCUAUUUUAGUUAGUUUUUUACAAUGUCGGUUAUUGGAACUUACCAAAAUUUUUAAUGAAAACAAGACUUUUCUUACAGUGAUAAACCAGUUAUGUAAAUUGACUGAAAUUAAGAACCUCUGUGUAUGUACCAUGUGUAUUUAUUUAAAAAUUAGGAUCGGAAGGGUAUAUAAUUGAUUAUAUAUAUAGGUGUAAUUACUGUUAGGAACAAGGCUUAGGAAAUUGUUGGUUUCAGGGUUUCAGACCAAUCUAUAAAAUGAAAAAUUAAAAAAGUAUCAGUUGGUUACUUAAGAAUGUUACACUGGGGCUCUGAAACUAUUUUUUGAAAAUAUGAAGAUAAUGAAGUACAUAGCUUUAUCUUCUGCCUGUUUUUAAAGGGACUAACCCACAUAUUUUAGGCGAAAAAUGAUUUCUCUAAAAAAUCUGUAAAAAAGUGAGUACUCUUGAAAGUGACUAGUGGUACAAACUUAUUGACAUAAGGUCAUAUAAAUUUCCAAAAAUAUUUUGCAGGAGGUAGUAAACUGUUGCAACACUUGAAAUAUAAUGCAGAAAAUUUACAUUUUUCUUACAUUUUCCUUACAUUUCUACCAAUAUCUAAUUUUUUUUUUCAACCAGUUUCAUCAUUUUUCAGUGUCAUAUAUAUCUUCUAUGCCAAACUUGGUGGAAAUAAACAUGGAACAUGAAAAAGUUCACCAAAACUGUGGGCGAGUAGCUUUAACCAUCAUAAUGAAGGGUUUACAUUUCUUGUGCCAUACAUUGGAGGGAGGUAUCACAGAGUAUAUGAAAUUAUUUGGGGUUAUCAGUAUUUAAUAUUAUACAGAAAUACGUAUAUUUCAUUACCAUUAUAGCUUUGGAAGUUUAUAUUUUGCUUGAUUUAUUUUCUGUUUGUUUUAUUGCAGAAUUUCAUGAUCGAUUAUUGUUGAUUUAAUGAUACAUAAGAAUUAUUUUCUGACACAAAAUCUUUCGAAAAUGCUUAUAAAAAUAUUAUUCAUUUGAAAUUUACUUUUCUGUCUUGCACCAUAAAAAUACUUAAAAUCUUGAACUACUCAGUACUUCCUAAAUAGACUGGAUAUUUCGUCACCCAAUGAGCAAAAUGGUGUGUUUGUUAACUUUAAAGACAUCUUCCCAUCCAGUGCAAAAUGUACUGCUGCUAAAUAUAAACACUUUUCUCUCGAUACCAAUGGAUUUACUGACUGAAAUGUUUUAAAUACAGUAUACGAUUAUGACAGUUUUUACUUGCAGUCGUUUUGUAAAAAGUUCACUGUUUUUGCAUUCUUCUACAAGACAAUAACUAUGGUCAGAAAAACGCGCCACAACAGUGCACUAUAUAUUGAAUUUCUGUUAUCAAAAUGAGCUGUGCCAUGAGAAAACAAACAUAGUGCGUUUGCGACCAGCAUGGAUCCAGACCAUGCUGUUCGCUAACGGUUUCUCUAAUUGCAAUAGGCUUUGAAAGCGAACAGCAUGGAUCCUGGCCAGACUGGGCGGAAGCUCAGGCUGGUCUGGAUCCAUGCUGGUCGCAUACGCAUAAUGUUGGUUUUCUCAUGGCGUGGCUCAAAUGGUGUUUUCAUUUCUGUUAAGUUUUACAUUUAUUUCACGUUUAUAAUUUGUCUCCUAUGUGGGCCUCAAAAACUGAAUUGUCACCCAUUUCAUUAAGAGCUGAAAACUGUAAAGGUACAUCCGGUCAACUGCCAUGACUUCUCAGUAGUAUAACAAAAUCGUUGAAGCAUGGCAGACAGAUGUCAAAUAUACUGAACAGCAAAAGAAACUGUUCAGAUGUAUAACUGGUAUAUUUUGAAAUAAAAAAAUAUUUUUUCAAAUUUGAAUUGUUUCUUCAUACCAGAAUUACACAUGAAGAUCUUCAUGUGAUAAAUUUUUUUAAUUCAAUCAGCCGUGAAUUCAGUAGUCCCACAAUAGCCAUUUGAAACGCUUUAUCUUCUUCGUGUCAGUUGCAUUUUAACAUUCGAAUUGGGCGCUCGCGCUAAAUUUGAUUCAGUCGUGCGGUGCAACCAACAAUAUUUUUAAAACUUGUUGCUGUUUUCCGAGUUCGCCAAUUAUCAAUAUUUCCAAUGACAAUAAAAUUACACAAAGAAAAUUGUUAAUUACAGGUGCACAUGAAUUUCGUGCAAAAUGGCUAUUGUUGGACUAAUGACUUCAUGGUUGAUUGAUUUUUUAAAUUUUUACACGUGAAGUUCUUCAUGUAUAAUGUGAAUUGAAAAACACAAGUGAUUUACAAAUUAAAGUUUUUAAAUAAGAAAUACCCCAGUUAUAAAACAGGAUAGUUUCUUUUGCUGUUCAGUAUAGUAUUGUAACAGUUGUUGUUUUCCCUGUAAACUGAAUGCAUCAUUCAGUGCUCAUUUUGUUGUUACAAAUGUUAAUUGAAUCAUAAUUCUGGAAAUGGUUUACACAGAGAUAGAUAGCUCAUCAUUAGGUUGCCCAAGGCUGUUUGGACCAUAUAGUACCAAUAUAUACAUUUGAGCCGUGCCAUGGGAAAACCAACAUAGUGGGUUUGCGACCAGCAUGGAUCCAGACUAGCCUGCGCAUCCGUGCAGUCUGGUCAGGAUUCAUGCUGUUCGCUUUUAAAGCCUAUUGAAAUUGGAGAAACUGUUAGCGAACAGCAUGGAUCCUGACCAGACUGCGCGGAUGCGCAGGCUGGUCUGGAUCCAUGCUGGUCGCAAACCCACUAUGUUGGUUUUCUCAUGGCACGGCUCAUUUUAGUAAUUGGGGGAUAUUGUGUAAAUAAUGUGUAAUGCCAUCUUUGCUCAAUUCAUUUAUUCACUGAGAUUUUACUACAUGACAGUGGAACUUUUCAAAGCAAAUUCGCUUUAGGACCAUAUAGGAGAAGUUCAAUUAAGAGAGGUCACUGGUUUGGCAAGAUCUCUGGAGAGGUCUCUGAUACAGAGAGGUUACUUUCAGCAGAUGGAACUUCCUUCAGACCAAAACAGCUGUUCAGUUUGCGGGGAUUUAUUCUACUUUAGGAGUUUGAUUUUGAGGUUCCACUGUGUUUGUAUAUUUUAAGAUUAUUUUUAAGAGGGCUCAUCUGCCAUCAUGGUUUGUUCUUAUUUUGGUAGCAAUAAUCUUUCAUGUGUAAGAAUUUAUGGCUUAGAAUAAUUAACUGUGUUCAGACAUUCUGAAGUGCUUGCAGCAGUUGAUUUAUUCUGUUAGUAUGUUUUUUUGUCAGAUUUAAAAUAACUUGGCAAAGUGAUUUGAAAAGGUUUUUUAAAAAAAAGAGAUUUUUUGCAAAGUUUUGGUUUUACAAAAAAAAUAUUGUGCGAAACUUAUUUCUCAUGAAAACUUACGAGGGAAAAGGCAUCAGCAAGGGUUUGUCUUCGUUUAAUCAAACUUUUCCAUCUGAUAUUACAGUAAGCACAUAUGUGCAUGUGUCUUCAUUUGUUCACAAUAAAAAACAUGUUUGAGAAAACAAAGGCAUCCAGUUCUAUUAAGAGUAUAAUAGUUUCAUAAACAGGUAUAUUAGAUCUUUGCCAAAAUGGUUAUUUUAAAUUUGACAGUAUCUCAUGCAUGUAUAAUUAAUACAUAAAUAUAUUUCAUGUUACAAUAUAGACUGGGAUGGUUGUACUUUGUAUAUGUUCUAGUUAACCAUGCAAGAAGAUGUACCACUUUACAUAUAAACUGCAUACUGCAUAAUUAUGUCUCCCAUACCACAGUGUGGCGGUAGACAUACUGAUUAACUCCUGUCUGUCUGUGUGUGUGUGUGUGUGUGUGUGUCCGUCUGUCUGUCACUAAUCUUGUCCGCACUCAGUCGAACAUUUCUCAUCUGAUCUUCUCCAAACAAAAAAAAUGAAAUGUGUUAGCCAAUAAGUCCUAGGCAAAUUUUUAGUUUGAUAACUAGCCAAAUCAGCCCAGGCACUUAGAGUUUAUAUGACCCUUUAAUUACUGAUAGGCUGCUUUACUCCAGCACUUAUCCAAUAGGCCGCUUACUCCAGCACUUAUCCAAUAGGCCGCUUACUCCAGCACUUAUCCAAUAGGCCGCUUACUCCAACACUUAUCCAAUAGGCCGCUUACUCCAGCACUUAUCCAAUAGGCCGCUUACUCCAGCACUUAUCCAAUAGGCCACUUACUCCAGCACUUAUCCAAUAGGCCGCUUACUCCAGCACUUAUCCAAUAGGCCGCUUACUCCAGCACUUAUCCAAUAGGCCGCUUACUCCAACACUUAUCCAAUAGGCCGCUUACUCCAGCACUUAUCCAAUAGGCUGCUUUACUCCAGCACUUAUCCAAUAGGCUGCUUACUCCAGCACUUAUCCAAUAGGCUGCUUACUCCAACACUUAUCCAAUAGGCUGCUUACUCCAGCACUUAUCCAAUAGGCUGCUUACUCCAACACUUAUCCAAUAGGCCGCUUACUCCAGCACUUAUCCAAUAGGCCGCUUACUCCAACACUUAUCCAAUAGGCUGCUUACUCCAGCACUUAUCCAAUAGGCUGCUUUACUCCAGCACUUAUCCAAUAGGCCGCUUACUCCAGCACUUAUCCAAUAGGCCGCUUACUCCAACACUUAUCCGAUAGGCCGCUUACUCCAGCACUUAUCCGAUAGGCUGCUUACUCCAGCACUUAUCCGAUAGGCCGCUUACUCCAGCACUUAUCCGAUAGGCCGCUUAAUCCAGCACUUAUCCCAUAGGCCGCUUACUCCAGCACUUAUCCGAUAGGCCGCUUACUCCAGCACUUAUCCAAUAGGCCGCUUACUCCAGCACUUAUCCGAUAUAGACCGCAUACUCCAAAACUGUCAAAGGUAUAUUUUCUGUGAGUAAAUAGUAUAUAAACUUUAAGACAGACUUACUAUUCAGAUGAUUAGGCAGUUGUGGCAGACAUGCACUUUUCUCAAAACCAGCUCUAAUUUUUUUUAAUCAUUUUAUUUAUCAUGUUGAUGUAAGUAUGAUUCUUCAAUAUAUUUAAUAAUGAUUGUACAUAUACAUUGGGGAAUAAAUCCAUACAUCAGUAAA
Molecule: messenger RNA, 8073 nt
Organism: Mercenaria mercenaria
Lineage: Eukaryota; Metazoa; Mollusca; Bivalvia; Venerida; Veneridae
Product: protein lifeguard 4-like
Exons: 8
Coding region: 179-883 (234 amino acids)
Biological process (GO): negative regulation of apoptotic process
Cellular component (GO): membrane
Source: RefSeq, a predicted model, not a curated record